UGGACGCGGCCUACGGCCCCGCGCGGCUGCUGGGGUUCUCGCUGCCCGCCGCCUGGAUCAUCUUCGCCUGCGCCAUGGGCUAUGGAGGCGUGUUCAACAGCAUCCUGUCGUGGUCGCCGUUGGUAGCGCUGGGCCGCCUCACCUUCUCCGUGUUUUUGGUGCACCUCACCAUCAUCAUCGUGUCUGUGGGCUCCAUGCGCCAGCCAGCCCACCUCAGCGACUUCAGCCUGGCUAGUGAAACCGUGGCCGACAUUGCCAUGUCCUACGCGGCCGGCCUGCUGCUGUACUUCUGCGUCGAGGCCCCUAUGUUGAACCUGCAGACCAUCGUCUUCGCCAGGUUGAGCAGUAAGCGGGUGUCCGCCGAGAGGGUCUUGCGAGAGGAGCCGGCGAGCGGGAAGGCCUCCGGGGCAGCCGGGGACGUCAACAAGGAGCACGAGGACGCGGACAACAGGACCUGGACCAUCACCACCGACGCGUGACCAAUUCGAGUACAAAAUUGGCUCCUCUGCACAGUAAAUGUCUUACGGUGAAAGGCUGCACCAACAUAUUAUGGUGGAGAUUUUCUCCAUAAUACCAACGAAAUUCAUCGAAAUAUCUAAAUUAUAGACCCAGAACGAAGUAAAUUUCUAACAGCCAUGGAGCUUUUCGUAACAUCCUACAUAUUGAAUGCUACAUCGUAGGGAAUGUUAUCUCCUCCAGCAGUUGUUCUUCGGAUGCCCCCUGGACGUAUAAAAAUCCAUUUCGUUCCCCUUCAAGCUGUC
Molecule: messenger RNA, 761 nt
Organism: Thrips palmi
Lineage: Eukaryota; Metazoa; Arthropoda; Insecta; Thysanoptera; Thripidae
Product: nose resistant to fluoxetine protein 6-like
Exons: 4
Coding region: 75-479 (134 amino acids)
Source: RefSeq, a predicted model, not a curated record